Molecule: messenger RNA, 1317 nt
Organism: Enterobius vermicularis (human pinworm)
Lineage: Eukaryota; Metazoa; Nematoda; Chromadorea; Rhabditida; Oxyuridae
Source: the annotation of a GenBank genome assembly
AUGGCUUUUACAUUACCAAUAUCAUUAUUGAAUAAAAUAUUGCAUAAAAAGUUGGAGAACAUCCAACAUGACAAUGUUCAAGUAUCUCUUCAGCAGUCUGAUCCAUCCUCCCCCCUUUAUUCAGCCAAUAGUUUUGAAAGCCUACGCCUGAAAGAGGAACUUUUAAGGGCACUGAAUCGGAUGGGAUUCCAGAUGCCAUCGAAAAUUCAGGAAGCCGCACUUCCUAUUUUGCUUAUCGAACCACCUCAAAAUUUGAUUGCUCAGUCGCAGAGUGGUACGGGUAAAACAGCGGCUUUUGUCCUAACAAUGCUCUCUCGGGUCGUUCCAGAGAACAAGUGGCCUCAGUGUUUGUGUCUAGCUCCGACGUACGAAUUGGCCAUGCAGAUUGGGCAAGUAGUGAAGGAAAUGAGUUACUUUAUGCCGGAAGUGAAAGUUCAGUUUGCUGUUCGUGGAGUUCAAGGUAUGUCUCGUGGAAUGAAAAUCGAGGAACAGAUUGUGAUUGGAACUCCUGGGAAAAUGCUAGACUGGGUUCUAAAAUUAAAGAUAAUUGAUCCAUCAAAGAUCAUUUGCUUAGUCUUUGAUGAAGCUGACGUUAUGAUUUCACAGCAGGGUUAUCAAGAUCAAAGUCUAAAUUUUAGAGAACUGGUGCGGUCCGGCGCAAAGUAUCAAAGUAUGCUGUUCAGUGCUACAUAUGAAGAAAAAGUAUUUGAUUUUGCUGAGACAAUUAUCAAAGAAUCAGUGAUUAUUACUGUUCGCAGAGAAGAACAAACAUUGGCUAACAUAAAGCAGUACUUUGUCAAAUGCGCUAAUCGGGAAGAAAAGUAUAAUGCAGUGAAAAAUUUAUAUGGCGGCUUAACUAUUGCUUCAGCUAUCAUAUUUUGUUAUACGAGGAAAUCUGCAGAAUGGCUUGCUGCUCGAAUGCGUGAAAAGGAUCAUGUCGUGGCUUUACUGCAUGGGCAAAUGACCAUAGAAGAACGUGCAAGGGUAAUCCGUGAAUUCAAGGAUGGGGAGUAUAAGAUUCUGAUAACUACAAAUGUUUGUGCUCGAGGUAUUGAUGCAUCUCAGGUAACAAUUGUUAUAAAUUAUGACCCACCAGUCACCUACUCUCAAGACCCUCAACCGGAUUACGAAACGUAUCUUCACAGGAUUGGAAGAACAGGGAGGUUUGGUAAGGCGGGAAUUGCUAUUAAUUUCGCUUCAGAUCAGUUCUCUUUGGAUGUGAUCCGAAAGUUUGAAGAGCAUUUUGGUAUGAAAAUUCUUCCCUUGGAUGCAAGCAAUAUGGAGCAAGUUGAGGCUAUCGAGAGCGGCAAUUACUGA